AUGCAGCCAGUCCCUGCAGGUUAUCCUAUAGAAAAGCUCUCUGGACCUGCGAUCGUUGCCUAUCUCUUGCACUGGGGACUCUUCGGGACCCUUACUGUGCAGCUUUAUCUGUACUAUCUAGCAUUUCCGAAUGACAGACGAUUCACAAAAUAUCUCGUCUAUGGCAUCUACGUUAUCGAAUUCGCACAGACGAUACUCGUCACCUAUGACGCCUUUGCAGGAUUCGGGUACGGCUUCGGUGACAUAGAAGCACUGACUAGGAUGUAUUUUAAUUGGCUCAUUGUCCCUAUCAUGGGCGCUGUCGUUGCUAGUAUCGUACAGUGCUUCUAUGCGUACCGAAUUUUCAUAUUGUCAAAGUCUCAGAUCGUCACUAUACUUGUGACCUGUUUAUCCUUGACCAGCGCUGUAGCAGCCAUAAUCACAGGCACCUACUGUUUCGAAGCAGGCGAUGUCACUAAACUCAAUAAUCGAAGGACAUCCAUCGCUGUCGGGAUUUUUUACGGAGCUUCAGCCUUGUGUGAUAUCCUCAUCGCUAUCUGCAUGACUUACUAUCUUAUGCGCUGUGAUACUGGUUUCCGUCGCACCCGAAUGCUUCUCACCAAGUUGAUUCGUCUUAUUAUUGAAACAGGAACUGUAACCGCUGGGGUCGCUGUGCUCGACCUUAUCCUCUUUUUUUCCUUCCCUCAUGAGACUUUCUACGGGACGACGGCCCUUGUCAUGCCCAAGCUAUACGCUAACACCUUUUACAUGGUACUGAAUUCGCGAAUCCGAAUUCUAGGUGGACGGGAUACCUAUACGUCGUCAACCGAUCUAAGCAUUACGACCACUAUGAUAAAAGAUAUCACCUCCAAAUCGACAGAAGGCACGCAGCGAACGGACGGGAUGCAAGGACAGGCAUCAUUGGUCGCGAUAACUCAGCAGGUGUUCAACGAUGAUCUUGAAAUGAGUCAAAUGGAUGACAAACCACGGGACACCAUCAUGAGCCCCGCCGUGUAA
This is a messenger RNA of Desarmillaria tabescens, 996 nucleotides long. RefSeq lists its product as uncharacterized. Bases 1 to 996 code for a protein of 331 amino acids. Lineage: Eukaryota; Fungi; Basidiomycota; Agaricomycetes; Agaricales; Physalacriaceae. The transcript has 10 exons. The record is from RefSeq and is a predicted model, not a curated record.